This is a messenger RNA of Venturia canescens, 6284 nucleotides long. RefSeq lists its product as uncharacterized. The coding region runs from base 736 to 5997 and encodes 1753 amino acids. The transcript has 9 exons. Lineage: Eukaryota; Metazoa; Arthropoda; Insecta; Hymenoptera; Ichneumonidae. Gene Ontology annotation, molecular function: protein binding. The record is from RefSeq and is a predicted model, not a curated record. Gene Ontology annotation, cellular component: Slx1-Slx4 complex; nucleus. Gene Ontology annotation, biological process: resolution of meiotic recombination intermediates; DNA repair; DNA replication.
GGUAUUUGAACAGAGUCUCUAGGAACCACCUAGUAACAAAACAUGAAAAUAAAAAUUCCCAUCCCCUCGCUGGCCCAAUUGAGGUUAAGUCAUGUACUGCUGAUACUGUAACAACCGUAUAUAUAACGAAAAAUAAAAACCCUCGUAGAAACUAUGGUCAAGCAUACGCAUUCCUGAUGAUAAUAGUAACAAUUCUCUUCAAAACAAUAAUAUAAAGAGCGAAAAAUUUAUAUAUUAAUAUAAUCGCUGUGCCCUCGGUUCGCCGUUCGACGUGCGAUGUGGAAAGAUCCAGUCGAUCUUACGAAAAGAAAACCUCGUAGAUUGAGAGGAACACCGGCGAAUAAAGUCGUUAAUCUAUUAGCAUUUUCUUUCGUUAGCUUAUUUUCAGCUUUAAUCUUGGCUCGGACCCAUUCGACUGAUCCGAGAGUGCAAGUAAAAAAAGAGCGUCUUCAGAAGAAACUUGCACCAACAGAAGAGGAACAUCUACGCAGAGAAAUGAAUAAAGAUCCUUUAAUGAUAAGAAUUACCGAGGCUCUGAAUGAAAGAGCAGUUUCACGAGCAGUUGGAGAAACUGAAGAGCAACAGAUACUGGAGGAGUUUAUAAAUUUCAAGAAAUAGUUUGGAUUGUUCAUUGCGGCUAAAGGAUUUUUGACGCUAGAAUGGAUUAUUAGUCCCUUUCCUUCCCUGUCACAGGAACUGGAUGCUGGUAGCAUUGAAAGCUUAACAUCGAUAGCAAUGGAUGAAAAGAAUAAAGUUAAAGAGAAAUGUGAGAAGCGUCAUUCGUCUCCAAGCAAGGACGAUAGCUUGGCAGACUUUGAAUCACCAAAAAUCAAAACAACUGUACAAAUCAAUAAACCAAAAAUUUUGAACGAUAAAAGGGUGAAAAAAUCCAGCUCUAAAAACAAAACUGCAGCGACGAGUCGGAAAAAAGAUAGCGUUGCGACUGGUCGUCGAACUGACAAUGAAAGAGUUCAACCAUCCAUUGAAUCUUCCUUUUUCAAAGCUUCUACCAGUUCUCUCAAAAGCGGGCACACUUGUCCCUUGUGUAUGAAGUAUUUUGCUGAUAAAGUCGCCGGAGCUGCACACUCGAAAAAUUGUGCUUCCAAACAUAAUGUUUCCACUAAAAAAUUGUUGGCUGCCAUAGCUCUCCAAGAACGCCAGGCUCACGAACGUAUCGCUAUUGGCUUACCCGCCGGUCCAUUUGUACAACCGACAAAUAAAACUCCCAGAAGGAGUCGAGAAUUGGUGGUUUCAAAUGUCGAUCCCGACCUCCAAUUAGCUCUCGCCCUGUCGGAAUCUCUUCAGGAAAAUGAGUUGGAGAAAGAAUUUGAAGAAGCUCUAUUGCUCGCCGUCGAACAUCGGGGCGAAGAUCCAAUCGUUCCGAUAACGAAUUCUCAGAAACGUCAAACGUUGAAAAGUUUCGGAUUUUCAACUAAUAAGCCAGUUGCGCCCGGAGUUUUUGAAGGUCCGGUAAAGUCGAGAAAAAAAAAACGUUUAGGUCCAACAGUCCUUCAGACCAGAACCCAGGAGUCCAGAGACCGUCUCCUGAGUGAAAGAAUAGCAGAGAUUCUCAUGGGAAAUGAGGCAAUAACGCAAGCUUCACCAAAAAUAAAUUUCAACAAUUAUUGCAAAUCUCAAACUAAAUUGCAGAGUCACCUGUUGAAGAAAAUCCAUCAAUCCACCAAGCGUCUUUGGGACAGUGCUCAGCUGUCGCCGGAGGUCAUCAAUUUUUACGUCGAAGAUCUUGGACCGGUGAUUUUGUCCUGCGCGAAUGGUCACGGACGAAGGGCUUCGAACCAUAACGAAAAUGAAAAAGAUUCUGAAAUGAAACAAGCCAAAAGAGAUUCGCCAGAAAAAAUGGAAAAAGAAGUAUCGGAAAACAAUGAGAACGCCGCCAUAAAUUCGCCUGUUUCAUCAAUGAAUUGCGUGGAGGAAACCAGACAAGAUUUACUGAUAGAAACGAGAAAUAUUUACGUAACUGACCGCCAAUAUCGAAGUACUCUGAGCACUGACUGGUCAAAUACACUAAACGUCAGUUCAAUGAGCGACGUUGUAAUCCUCGUGAAAAACAACCACAUCUGGGCACACAAAUUGGUUUUUCACGUACGUUGUUCCGACAUUUUGCUCGAUUGUGAGUCUAACGAAGACACUAAAUUUGGCCACGUCAAGGAGAGUGUACAGUGGCUCGAUGUCGACUUCACCAUUGGAAUGGCUUUCCUUGAAUUCAUUUAUAGCGGUGUCAUCGAAAAAAAUUCCCAAAUCUUCAAUGAAAAUCGUAUGGUUGCUGGUGUUAGACGAUUGGCUAGAAAAUAUCGUCUUAAGGACCUCUUCGAUUAUCUUCGUAAGAGAAAAACGGAAGUGAGUGAUCAUUCGAACGUGGAAAACCGGAGAGAAGGUUUGAGUUCGCCGAUCAUAGUCGAUGCGAAUGAGUUUCACAAUGAAGUGGGAAAUCAUCGAGUUACCGUUGGCCAAGAAGACCAUCUUCAAAGAAGAGAAACUCCUGAAAACUUAACAGGAAUUGUCGAAAGUCGACAAACUCCUGUUGCAUCAAACGAGACCAGUGAAAUCCAAAUCGAAAAUUCAAAACCUCCGGAGAUUAAUGUCCAAUACGACAAUCCUCUUGGAAAUAUGGCCGUGACUACGACUCUUGAAAGUUCUCCAGAGCGAUCUUCACCUCGUAAAAAACUUCUCGAAUCGCCCACUCCAAAAUCGAAUGUUUUGAGUCAAGAAAACGACGCUGAUCGAGAGAUUGAAACGAUGGAAGUUGUUUCGAUUUCUAGUAGCCACAGGACGAGCACAAUGUCACCGGAUCUCUUCGACGAGACAAUCUACGAAACAAAAAAAGAGGCUGAGGAAGCAAAAAACGUGGAGGCCACGACUAAUGUGGCGAGCCAAGUUUCGACCGAAGAGAAUUCGAAUCUCGCAGUGUUAGCUCAAUUGAUCGCCGAAGAUGAUUCAUCCUCCGAUGAGGGUGGUGAAAAUUUUGCCCCUCCAACGCCUCUCGAGAGUAAAAUAGAAAACAAAGCUCCCGCUGUACUGAUGGAGUCGAGAAACGAAUGUUCGAGUGAUCACUGGAGCAACGAUUUUCCAACCUUUAACACGUCCGAUUUGCCGAAUUUUAACCUGAGUAAUGUAGAGGAUAACGUUUUCGAGAGCACCGAAAAGAAAAAAACAGAAAACUCAAUGCUCUCAAAGGAAACAAACAAAUGCAAAAGUUUAUCACAAAACCACGUGGAGACCCUGGAAUCCUGCGACCACUUACCCAGAACGUCUGAAAUCGAAAAAUUCUCGAAAUCUCAAUGUUUACCAAUCAAACAAAAAAGCAAUUUGAGUUUAUUUAUAGAAAAAGUACAGAAAAUCAAUUCAAAAUCAGCUUCGGAAUCUUACACUGAAGAAGAUUCCUUGGGAAUUGCUGUCGAUCGUCGGAGAUUCCGCAAUCCUUUCAAUGUCAAGAACGUCAGCAAACAGUUAGAGAAAUCUUGUGACGAAGAAAUAAGUGACGAGAGUCACGAGAACACGGAAGAAGAUUCGGAACAUGAAAACGCGAAAGCCAAUUUGGACAAAUCUUCGAUCAACGAAUCCUCGAGAUUCGAGGACAACAACGAAAUAAACUCAAUCGAUGAAACCUCUUCUACGUGCGACGAAGACGUUUCAAUGUACUCGAAAUACAGAAAGAAAAAUCAGCACGACAACAGCAUAGCAAACUAUCGAAACAUGUUGAAAGCAACGAACAAACCACGAGGUGAAACAACCAGAGAUGAAAAGAAUGAAAGUGAAAUUUCCACACACGGCGUUCCCAUAGAUUUGACCCAAGAAUCAGACGAAGACGUCGAAUUCCCUCCGAGUUCUUCCUCGAGUGUAAAUCCUCGUAUUUCUCGAAAGCCGAUCAACCGAAUUCUCGAUACGGAUUCUAAUGAUUCACUGUUAAUAAAAAAGGAUUGUCAAGUUCAAUCAACCAUCGUUAUUGAAAAUAAGGAUCUAAACGUAUCCAAAGGUUGCAUCAGCGAUCAGAAUAACGAAAGUAGAAAAAAAAGUCCUAGCAGUUAUCACGAUGAGGAGAACGGUCUAAAAAAUUCGUUGUUUUCAUCUGAUCUCGAUGUGUUUGAAAUUGACGAAGAAUUACUCUCCAAUUCGAAUAUUUUUCCAGAGCGAGUGGCUGGCCCUUCGUCAAAAAAUUGUUCCCCCUUGUCGGGGAAGUCGACUCCUCGUAUGCAAUCCUACAACGAAUCGGUGAACCUCGAAGGGAUUAAAAGCACUGAAAAAAAGGAGAAACGUUCGAAUCAUUUUGCAGCAACAUCAUCCGAGGAUACGAGAAGUCCAAAUUCUUAUUAUCAGGACUCGGGUGGGCUCGAAAUAAAUGAGGAAAUAUUUACGCAGAGUCUGUUGAAUUCGAGCAAGUUUCCACGUAUGAAUUUGAGCUCUUCACCUCGAAAACUCAAAAGUUCUCGAGUUGACGAAAAAUCUAGAGUGAAAAAAUCGAUGAACUCGAGUAUAGAAAAUUUGGUUACAGAAAACGAAGACGAACUUUCGACGGACAAGGAGGGAAAGGCAAGUGGAGACAGUUCGCCGGAGCCCCCAUGUUUCGACUCGUUCAAACGAAAUGCACAAAUUUUUACGCAAAGCUCCAAAAACGUAGAUAUUUCUUCUCAGACAACCGCGAGUCCUUCGUCAGACGACGAGAUUUAUUCUUCUCGAAAGUCACGUAGAUCGAAAAAAAGAUCAAAAAAGCGUAGAUCAAGUGACACGAGUGUUUCGUCGUCGGAUUUUGAAAAACGAAAAGAUCGUAAAAAAUCUUGCACUCAUGAAAUAUCCCCGGAAUUGAAUCAUUCGCAAAUCUCUCCAGAAGUUCCGGAAUCGGAUUAUUGCCAUAGAAACGACGAAAUUUUCACUCAAAGCUUAAAAAAUCAGGAUGAGCAUUCGAGAGCUGAAUCCCCGCUGUCGGACAAAGAAACGCUCAGAGUUCGAAGUCCAAUUAUCUUGUCAUCGAGCCCGGAACCAAAUUUGAAUUUUGGAGAACUUUCCAUGAACAACACAGGAGCUUUAAACAAAGAAAAUUCACAGGAGAAUAAUAAAAGUCCUGGCCAUUCACAGAAAAGUGAGGAAAAUUUUUUCGAUCGAUUUUCACCCAUUCAUUUCGAGGAAUUACAUAGUCCUGAGCCUUGCACUAGUCGUCAGAGGUAUUCGCCGUGUUUCGACUAUGAUUCGUCGAACUCUGUGAGGAAACUCAUGUCACGCUCCGUUUCAAUGCCCGAAAGAACUUCUGUUGGUAAGAACAAUCAUGGAAGACAAAAAACACCGCAAAAAAAGUCGAGAAUGACAGUGUCACAGGAACUCACACCACCAAGGAAUUAUGAUGAAAUGGAUACACCGGAAUUGAAGCAAGAACUAGAUAAAUAUGGCAUAAAACCGCAGAAGAGAAAAAGAGCCAGACAGUUAUUGAAGCAUAUCUACAAUGAGUUGCAUCAAAAAGUUCCAGCCACAAGCCCGGCAACAAAUGCACUGGACAACAGUGUAGAAGAAGACGAUGACGAAGAGCCUCCGCCUAAAAGAACUGGAAGGAUAAGUGCUCAUACCCUAAGUGAUUCGGAAUCCGAUCGCGAUAUUGCAUUGUCGCAAGAGAGUUUGUUGAGUUCGGGCUCGUCCAUUAUACCCGAAGAAGUAGAAUUCCCGGAAGUAAAUGGAUCGCCGAAAGCAGUAGCUGAGCCGAUCAGCAUUAAAAAAGCUUUCGUCGAGCUGAUGAAGACUGACAAAAAGUUGCACGCUCAAGUGCUGACUUAUGAUCCGUUGCCAUUCGAAACAUUGUAUUCGACGUUGAAGGCACAGGGCCUAAAGUGCAAACAAAAUGAUUUGAUGGAUUUCUUGGACGAAGAAUGUAUUACGUUCCAAGUACUGGCGCAGUCGGGCAAGAGCAGAACAAGAAAAAACCAUGGGAAAACCGGUUCCAAGUGGAAAGAUAAAAAUCGCGAUAAAAACAAAGCUGCGGAAAGCCGCACCUAGAAUUUAAGGAAAGGAUACACUUUUCCUCUUUCGUUAUCGAAAUAACAACAACGUGAUUGAAGAACAAAUUUAAAAAAAACACUCACUAUUGUGCCUUUUUUUUAUUUUGUUUCAUUCAGUCGUGUAAAUAUUGUAAAAUAAAUAUAUAUUUUUUAUGGGUGCAUAUAUUAGUGCUGGAGAAGAGAUGAUCGCCUUUUUUAGGAUAGAAUUUUCAUUUUCUGUUUUUUGUACAAUACUAUUGUUAUUAAGUGUAUAAUUGACUUAAAUACAUCUCUAUAAAUACGAAA